AUGUCUAUAACAGUAGGUACAUUAUUCUUUUGUAUUUCAGAGUUACUCAUAAUAUGAAUUCAGUAACCUCUAAAAGAAGUUGGGCGGCGGAAUUGGAAAUGGAGAAUUCGAAAUCCACUAGAGAUAAAUCAAGUGGAAGUAGAGAAAAUUCAAAUAGCAGAAAAAAGGCAAGACCAAAUAGUAAGAGUGAAAGUGAAAAAAAAGAAAGUACACCAAGAAAACCAUUGGAAUUGGAAACGGACCCCCUUGUUUUACGAAGACGACAAAAACAAAUAGAUUAUGGGAAAAAUACAGUUGGCUAUUACAACUAUACUAACCACGUCAGAUAUGAAGAAAGAACAAAAGACCACCCGAAGACACCUGACAAAUUUGCCAAAUACAGCAGAAGAUCUUGGGAUACUCUCAUCAAAUUAUGGAGGAAAAAAUUACAUGAAUAUGAUGUUGAUGGACAAGACGAUUGUUUGGACAAUGAAGAGGAUAGUGACAAUCAAGAUUGA
Molecule: messenger RNA, 497 nt
Organism: Spodoptera littoralis (African cotton leafworm)
Lineage: Eukaryota; Metazoa; Arthropoda; Insecta; Lepidoptera; Noctuidae
Source: the annotation of a GenBank genome assembly